This is a messenger RNA of Pelobates fuscus (common spadefoot toad), 1354 nucleotides long. Its product is annotated as synergin gamma-like. NCBI's taxonomy places the organism in Eukaryota, Metazoa, Chordata, Amphibia, Anura, Pelobatidae. The transcript is spliced from 6 exons. The record is from RefSeq and is a predicted model, not a curated record. The coding region runs from base 156 to 782 and encodes 208 amino acids. Gene Ontology annotation, cellular component: clathrin coat of trans-Golgi network vesicle.
CUGAGGGCCACAGCCGUGAAUGUAGCUGGUGUGGAGGGCUUCCCAGGAGGCCACUACUAGUCCAUUCAUAUCCUUGCAAGCUGGGCUUAUAGAUCACUAUAUAUACACAGUAUUGGCUACUGGUUUUACCUUCCGGACUACGAAAUCCAACACAGAUGCAGGAACAGGAGAGUACAGCAGGAUCUCCUCCGGAGUCUUUAUAUUAUGAGCAUCUAAACAAGUGCCUGACAAAUAUCCACAGGGUAAUACAGAAGACCAAUGACAUAUUGUGUAACAUCAGUCACCCCUCUGUGUGCAGUGAAGUCCUUCUUUCUUCUCGGGGUACAGAUUACAUCUCAGAGAUUUCGGAAGUGUAUAGAAUAUCCAGAAGGAUAGAAGGAGGUAUGAGAAAUCUUCACCUGUAUAAUGAAACUUUGCGGCUCAUCCUCCGGGACAUCGACUUGUCAUGGAAUAACUUGCAGGCAUUUGUGUCAUUGUGUCCAUGGGUGCUUCAACGUCUGCCCUCCUUCUUGUCCCUGGAUUGUGAAAUUGAAGGCCCCGUCUCCGAUUCAGCCCACUGCUCAAAAACAUGCUGUGGUGUCUGCCUACUAGCAGAUAAACAGCACGGGGCAGAAUUCACAAAUGGCAUGUUAAUGCACGGAGAAAACCUGUAUCACCCAAGCUGUGCUAACUUCUGGAUAAAUUGCGUGGAUUUAACUUUACCAGUUUUGUCUUGUCAAAAAAAUUGCUCUUUUUGUGCAACAGUACAUGAAGGAAAUCAAGCAGGAGGAGAAAAUAUAUGACCCCCCCAGGAUGUAUAUAGAUGAUCAGUAGUCCACACCUGCAUCUCUUGUCUUACUUGCAUACGUUAGAACCUCAUGGUUUUGUGGAUAAGGAAAAGAAGAUGCACAUAACACUGCCUACAAAUAUUCACCUAGUGGAGUGGACUUAAAAACCUGAAUGACUGAUUGCCUUCCAACAAAUACCCUUGUGUACAGUGCAGUCUAUGUGAUGAAUGUACUGUGUUUAUUUUUAUUAAGAAUACAUUUUUAUACUAGAAAAUGUUCUAUUGCUCUGCAUACUUUUAAUUUAUUGAUUGCAUACGUAGCAAUUUAAUAUGAAAGUGUAUGUUACCUUGUGAGUACCUCUUUCACUUAGCUUUCUGAAUAGGGAGAUAGUUGUAAGUUUAGAGCAUCAUUUGACAAACAGCACAUUGGCAGCAUCCAAUUUGUGCCUUACUAAUUAAAGCCUUGGACCAUCAGAGGUAGUUGCUGGGCAGAGGAAAAAUGGGUUAAACCCUUUGAGGUAAGACGUUGUGGGACCUCCUGGCACCAUAACAUCCUCAUUGAGAUUAAGUUUUUAUAGUGCCGGAUUU